UCUCAGCCUCCAGCUGAAAGGCAUCGUAGCUACAAAAAAAGAGAAAAAGAAAAUAUACUGUUAUCCACACACCAUAAAAUGAUAAAUACAAUCUCGAUAUCGGAAACGGCACUACUCCAUUACAGCCGUCCAUUUCCCUCCAUCGCCGACGGCAAUGCGCUUUGCCGGUACCACAACUCCCUCCCUGUAUUCCGGCGACGCAAUGAGCUUCGAAUCUCAUGCUCGAACUUCAAUAACCCAAACAAGUUCAAGAGGCCAUACACAAGUGUGAUGAUAGUCCCAACAGGCGUUGGAGCUUCCAUUGGCGGCUUCGCUGGCGACGCUUUGCCCGUGGCUCGAACCCUCGCCUCUGUCGUUGAUUGCCUUAUCUCACAUCCUAAUGUUCUUAAUGCAGCGAUGCUUUACUGGCCAAUGCCAAAUGUACUAUAUGUUGAGGGUCAUGCUCUUGAUCGGUUUGCAGAAGGUGUAUGGGCACUACAGCCAGUUCACCAAAAUCGGGUGGGAUUGGUUCUUGAUGCUGGAAUUGAGGAAGAGCUUCGUAUUCGACAGCUGCAAGUGGUUGAUGCUACAAGAGCUUCCCUUGGAUUGCCCAUUGUUCAGUACAUUGUCACUGACACCCAUUUACAGGUAGAGAAAUGGGUUGAUCCGAAGAGUGGGCAAUCAACCGGAAGAAUAAAACAUCCUGAUUCACUUUUGAGAGCUGUGCAGAUAUUAGUUGACAGAUUUUCGGUAAAUGCCAUUGCAGUUGUGGCACGCUUCCCAGAUGAUGACAUUGAAGAUAUGGAUGAUUAUAGGCAAGGGAUGGGAAUAGAUCUUUUGGCAGGAGUGGAGGCAGUUAUCAGCCAUCUGGUGGUGAAGGAAUUCAGGAUCCCCUGUGCACAUGCUCCUGCACUAUCCCCACCUCCUUUAAGCAUGUCAUUAUGUCCAAAGUCAGCUGCCGAAGAGAUUGGGUACACAUUUUUGCCAUGUGUGGUUGCUGGGCUAAGUAAUGCACCACAGUACUUAGUCAAGAACUCUGAAUCCUUGGAAAAGGGUUGUAUAUUGGCGAGUGAUGUUGAUAGUGUCAUUCUUCCUAUAGAUGCUUGUGGAGGAGAUGGUGCUUAUGCAUUCACGAAUAGCAAAGGAAACAAGCCCCUUGUAAUUACUGUGGAGGAGAAUGAAACAGUUCUCUGUGAUACACCAGAGAAACUCGGGAUAGAAACGCUCAAGGUCUCAAACUAUUGGGAAGCCAUAGGUGUGAUUUCAGCUCAUAAAGCAGGAAUAGACCCAAAUUCUCUCAGACGAAACAGAAUUAAAAACAUUUCACACACUUCAUCUAUUCCUUUCAAUGGUUUUGCAGCUGCAAGUGCCAGUCAUUUGCUUGAUCAUAGAGAGUGAUGGAUGAGUGUACCGCUAAAUGGACAAGGGCGAACGGUUUUUUGAUGUCAUAUCACGGACGUCUAAUUAUUCAACGUUGGAACUGAUGUAGCCAUUUCAAAACAAGCACGGAUGGGGUUUGAUUGCCGCUGCCAAUAUUGAACUUCUUGGUGAAGGUAGUUGAAUCUUUCAAUUCUGCCUGUCGUACAGUCUUACAACUUUGAUGGAAUAUAGAACCACCAGUCAAAUGUUGAGAUGUCCUUUACGUUGUUUCAGAAUGUUUGUUUUCAUAAAGCCAUAAUCAUUAACUUGUUUUCAUCAGGACAAUAGAAUGAUGUUGGUGAAGCAGUGUUUACAUCUGUUUGCUGGAAAUCGGAGAAACUUUGCUUGAUGGUGAUAUUUCAUUGAAUGAAGGUGAUAUAUAAAUUUUCCGUUAUAUAUAUAUUUAUAUUUAUAUGGAGUAUUUAUGCAGUUCCUGUGUUUGCAUCAUAAGUUUACGUACCAGGAAAAAUACAGACGUGUACAUUUUGACUUGGAUAUUUUAGCAAUCAACUACCACUGUAGCAGCCAAACUGCCUACAGAACUGGUGUUACAAAUGUUAAUGAUUGUUAUACAAGUGUUUAAUAUUGUGGUGUUCUUGUAUAUUCAACAACCUCAGAAAAUAAAAUUAAACUCAAUGAAAUUUUUCAUUGAUUGAAGCCUAGAAA
This is a messenger RNA of Cornus florida, 2064 nucleotides long. RefSeq lists its product as uncharacterized. Bases 79 to 1377 code for a protein of 432 amino acids. The record is from RefSeq and is a predicted model, not a curated record. The transcript has 10 exons. NCBI's taxonomy places the organism in Eukaryota, Viridiplantae, Streptophyta, Magnoliopsida, Cornales, Cornaceae.